AUGUGUUGGACACGUGUAGUGGCGAUAACGGGAUGCGACAGUGGUCUUGGCUGGGCUCUUGCGGCACGCUUGGCUCGAGAAGGCCUGGUCACGGUUGCAGGCAUGUUCAACGGAACCGACACAGAGGCUUCUCAUGCUCUAAAAAGCCUGUGUGCACAUCCUGAAAAACUCGACGUGACGAAUCCUGAAAGCGUUGCAAAGUUUUAUGACUACGUUAAGUGCCUUUUGGAAAGCAAUCCUAAAUAUAAAUUGUACGCGCUCGUCAACAAUGCUGGAGUAAUGACGAUAGCAGACUACGAAGUCCAGCCACCAGAAAUAUUUGAGAAGACCAUAAACGUGAACUUAUUAGGACCUAUGAGAAUGGUAUCGGCUUUUCUACCUGAACUUAGAAAAACCGCUUCUCAAGGUUUAAAUCCACGCAUAAUAAAUGUAGCGAGUCAUUGCGGUCUACAGCCGCUGCCUGGCUUCGGUCCGUACAGUGCAAGUAAGUCUGGAUUGCUGGCAUGGACGAGAUCCCUUCGUUUGGAACAUUAUGGAACUGGCCUUUCGGCUGUGGCUUUUAUACCCGGUACAAAGUUAAUUACCAAUGGCAAAGUUGAAGUUGGUGGCUUCGUUGGCGCAAGUAAUCUAAUUGCCAAUCAGAAAAGUCAAGAAAACAUUAUACUCAGUCAUUUAACAGAUGAACAGAAAGUUAUCUACGAGAAAAAAAUAAUAACGUUAAACAAUUAUUUGAGCCCAAGUUCUCAGAAACCUAGAUUUGACGCUGUAAAGGAUGAAACUAUAAUUGAAGCCUUCAUGAAGGCAGCCUUGUGUGAUAAUCCAAAACUUCAGUACAAAGUAGAAUCUUGGCGCUACAAAUUCUAUUACACCCUAUUUAAAAUACCGUUUCCUGAAAUCAUACAUCUUUGGUUAAUAAAGAAGUUCUUGAGAUUCCCUAAUUAA
Leptosia nina is the source of this 942-nucleotide messenger RNA. Lineage: Eukaryota; Metazoa; Arthropoda; Insecta; Lepidoptera; Pieridae. The record is from the annotation of a GenBank genome assembly.